AUGGCAAACAGAUAACUAGAGAGAGCAGACGAUAAUGUACCUGACAACUCAAGAAAUUUGGAAGCAUGCAAAGAUUGUAAAAUAAUUUUGUCAUCCAAUCAAUGGAGAAGUAUAAAAUCUUGUCCUAAUUGUGGUGAUGUAACACCUGAGACUACUUCUAAUUUUGGAGGAAUGGUAUCAGUGAUGGACUCCAAGCAUAGUUGGGUGGCAAGGUACAAUGAAUUCUAAGGGUUGGUACCCGGAAUCUAUGCUAUUCAGUUGCAAGACUAGCAACAUAACCCUGAAAGCAAAGAAAACUCUUACGAGAGAGAAGAACUAAAUGAAGAUUCGUACGACUGA
This is a messenger RNA of Stylonychia lemnae, 339 nucleotides long. The record is from the annotation of a GenBank genome assembly. NCBI's taxonomy places the organism in Eukaryota, Ciliophora, Spirotrichea, Sporadotrichida, Oxytrichidae.